UAGGGGCGGGGAUGGAGGAGCGUCUGUCAGGGGAUCGCCAUAUUUCUGUACGGCCCUGGGGCAACCCUCGCAGUCAGUGGGUCAGGAGAGGUGCUGACAAGGCGGGGCGGACCCUGGGUUCCUCCGGCUUCCCCCCUCCCGCUGGGGACAGGUGGCCGCACUGCGCCCCGCCUCCGCCAGCUGCGAGUGGGAACCAGGGUGAGCCAGUCCAGGACGGCCACCGCCCGCUGCGAGUCCGUGGACGGCGCAGCUUUAGUGCGGGAACAGCCGGCCGAGGGGUCCGGCAGCUACGAGGGACUAUCCUGGCGGCCAAAAAAAUGCUCUUGUACCGAGGGUCCCCCGCGGGCCCUGGGGCGCCGAGUGUCGGACUGGCCAGGGCGGCCAGCGUCCCGCAGGCCUCCGGGAUCCGCCUGAGCACGAUGAGCCCCCGCUACCUCCAGAGCAACUCCAGCAGCCACACGCGACCCUUCAGUGCCAUCGCGGAGCUGCUAGAUAACGCUGUAGAUCCAGAUGUAUCUGCCAGGACAGUCUUUAUAGAUGUUGAAGAAGUCAAGAAUAAAUCUUGUUUGACCUUUACUGAUGACGGAUGUGGCAUGACACCUCACAAACUCCAUCGAAUGCUCAGCUUUGGCUUUACAGAUAAAGUAAUAAAGAAGAGCCAGUGUCCCAUUGGGGUCUUUGGUAAUGGCUUCAAGUCGGGUUCCAUGCGGCUAGGAAAGGAUGCUCUUGUCUUCACCAAGAAUGGGAGUACUCUCACUGUUGGACUUCUGUCCCAGUCCUACCUGGAAUGUAUUCAGGCCCAGGCAGUUAUUGUACCAAUUGUCCCUUUCAGCCAGCAAAGCAAAAAAAUGAUUGUUACUGAAGAUUCUUUGCCAAGCCUAGAAGCCAUCUUGAACUAUUCAAUUUUCAACAGUGAAAAAGACCUGCUAUCUCAGUUCGAUGCUAUCCCAGGCAAAAAAGGCACUCGUGUCCUCAUUUGGAAUAUCCGGAGAAACAAAGAUGGAAAGUCAGAGCUGGACUUUGAUACAGAUCAAUAUGAUAUCCUUGUAUCAGACUUCGAAGUUGAAGACAAAGAGACUGGUGGUAUCACCUCUGGGCUGCCGGAAACAGAAUAUUCCCUGCGGGCAUUUUGUAGUAUUUUAUAUAUGAAGCCCCGGAUGAAGAUUUUUCUGCGGCAAAAGAAGGUGGCCACCCAGAUGAUUGCUAAGAGCCUGGCCAAUGUAGAAUACGAUAUAUAUAAGCCUACCUCCACAAAUAAGCAGGUGAGAAUCACGUUUGGAGUCUCUUGCAAAUAUAACCAGUUUGGAGUUAUGAUGUAUCAUAAUAACCGCCUUAUUAAGGCCUUUGAGAAGGUGGGCUGCCAGUCAAAGCCAAUUGAUGAAGAAGGUGUGGGAGUAAUUGGAGUCAUUGAGUGCAAUUUCCUAAAACCUGCCUACAACAAACAAGACUUUGAGUACACCAAGGAAUACCGGUUGACAAUGAAUGCCCUUGGCCAGAAGCUCAAUGCUUACUGGAAGGAAAAAACAUCUCAAGAGAAUUUUGAGACCUUACCAACAUCCAGGAGGAUUCCUGACCAGACAUGGGUGCAGUGUGAUGAAUGUCUUAAGUGGAGGAAGCUUCCUGGAAAGGUGGAUCCAUCCACAUUACCUGCAAGAUGGUUUUGUUAUUAUAAUCCCCAUCCAAAGUACAAGAGAUGCUCUGUUCCAGAAGAACAAGAACGCAUUGAUGAAGAUUUACACCAGAUCAAGGCUAAGCAACAAGAUGAAAAUGUUGAGAAGAAGCAGGAGCCUGUGGAAAGUGACAAGCACCAGGUCCUCAGUAAUCCACCAAAAACUCCUACUACACAAGAUAUGGCUGAACUAAAUGACAAAGCUGCUGAAUAUGAGCAAAUCAAUAGCCCUAGCCUGCUUCCAUCUGUUGGAGAAGAAAGCAGAUCAUCUCCUCAAUUUAAAUCUCUGGAUUCCAGUGUUUUUCAGUUUUCCAGUAAGUACAAACUGAUCCUAGGUGAGGAGCCUGUGGAGAAACGAAGGAGGUUCCAAAAUGAGAUGACACCAUCUCCUAUAGAUUAUUCCAUGUCCAGUCCUUACAGAAGGGGAGAAGUAGCUGCCACCUACCCAGGAGAAAACAACCAUGAUAAAUCCAGUUCUGAGAGAAGUACACCACCACACCUCUUACCAGAAUACCCAGAAGCAAACAAGAAUACAGGGCAGAACAGGGAAGCUCCAGCACUUUGCCCAGGGUCCCAGGACCAAGGCCUGGGUUCCCUGUUGCUUACUGAAGAAUUAGAAGAUCAGAUGCCAAAACUGGUAGCAGAAGAAUCUAACAGAAGUAGUGAGAACAUAAACAAAGAAAUGAAUAAAGGGCCUUUUGUAGCUGUUGUAGGCAUUGCAAAGGGAGUUGCAGAUUCAGGAGCUCCCAUCCAGCUAAUCCCCUUUAACAGGGAGGAGUUUGUAGGCAGAAGAAAGGCAGCAGAAUCCUGGAACCCAAAUCCUAAUCCUGCUGCAGCAGCCACUGCAGGGAAGGGAAAAGGCUGCCAGGAGAGUAGAAGUCGUAACAUGCCAAAGAUAAAGGACCAGAAAGAGUUGGAAGAAUUGAAAAAAACCACGGAAAAAUUGCAACGUGUUCUGGCUGAAAGGAAUUUGUUCCAGCAAAAGGUGGAGGAGCUGGAACAGGAGCGAAACCAUUGGCAUUCUGAAUUUAAGAAAGCUCAACACGAAUUGGUGACCUAUAGUACACAGGAGACAGAAGGCUUAUACUGGAGCAAGAAGCACAUGGGUUAUCGCCAAGCUGAAUUCCAGAUUCUGAAAGCUGAGCUAGAAAGAACCAAAGAGGAGAAGCAAGAACUAAAAGAGAAACUGAAAGAGACAGAGACACACUUGGAAGUACUGCAGAAGGCCCAGGACUCCUACCGGAACCCAGAGGGAGAUGACCUAGAAAGGGCUUUGGCAAAGCUUACGCGGCUACGUAUCCACGUCAGCUAUCUCCUUACUUCUGUCCUCCCUCACUUGGAGCUUCGUGAGAUCGGGUUUGACUCAGAACAAGUGGAUGGGAUCCUGUACACAGUGCUGGAGGCAAAUCACAUACUGGAUUGAGCACCAGACUAUAUAUCCUCUCCUAGCUUUUCUCUUUUCUGCCUGGUUACUGAAUGUGCUCCCGUCUUAUCUCUCCCCCAGCCUCCUUCUUUCUCUUUCACCUUUAUGCCUUAUAUGGAGAAUCUUGGAAUAAGUCCUGGCUUCUUAAUCAGUGUUCUUCACGUUCCUCAUGGGUAUGGCAAAAGAGGCCGAUUAAAUAGCCUUUCAAGAGUCCAGGGACAGAAAAGCAAUAGUCACCAAGUUAGGUGACCUGAAAGCUCUACUUUUAAUGAUCUAGAUACUUGGCCUAUUUCAUAUGAUGGUUUGUAUUCAUUUAGGUUAAAUCAAUCAGCAAGAGUUGAGUCCAAUGAACUUGGUGAGAUAAUCAAUAUUUCAUCCCUGCCAAGGUUCUAAUAAUCUAGUUGGAAGCACAAGCAACACCAAGUUAACUAACUAUACAAAGAAGGGUAUGGUGUGCAUGAGUGAUAUAAACAUGACAUAGAAGAGAGAGGAGAGCAAUUUCAAGUACAGCGUAAGUGGGACCUAAAUGAAGCUUUAAGGAGUGACCAGGCCAACACUCUUAAUGAUGGCUGUUGCUUAGGUGGUAAAGGUUACAGUUGAUGAUUUUUCUUCUUCCUAUCUUCUUGCCCUGCUGAAAUUUUCUCUAACAUUCUUGUUACUCUCCUUACAUUGGAAAAUAAAUUGUUUUGAAAGCUAACAA
Molecule: messenger RNA, 3792 nt
Organism: Meriones unguiculatus (Mongolian gerbil)
Lineage: Eukaryota; Metazoa; Chordata; Mammalia; Rodentia; Muridae
Gene: Morc4
Product: MORC family CW-type zinc finger 4
Exons: 17
Coding region: 12-3092 (1026 amino acids)
Cellular component (GO): nucleus; nucleoplasm
Molecular function (GO): ATP hydrolysis activity; zinc ion binding
Source: RefSeq, a predicted model, not a curated record